AUGUCUGAUGCGAAAAAGGCGACAAUACCUGCGUGGCAACAAGCAGCGAGUCACUCUGAUGCACCACAACAAGCCGCAGAUAGCACAACCCAGGACGAGAAACCGUCGCCAGAGCUACUCGAUGUUGCGCGACACUUCCUCAAAGAAGAUGAGAUACGAGACGCUUCUCGCGAGGACAAAGUCGAGUUCUUGAAAGAGAAGGGUCUGUCAGCUGACGCGAUCGAUCAGCUACUCUCAGAAGAACAGGACUGGGCAAGUGAGCUCAAAACUGUCCACGACACUACGCAAGGCAAGCGAGAUGUUCAGGAAACCCCUACUCUAGCAUCCAGGUCCAUUGUCAACUCCACCACAACCUCCACCACAAUUAGCGAGCCUAAGAGAGACGUCCCACCUAUAAUAACAUAUCCUGAAUUUCUGGUGAAGCCUCAGAAACCACCACCUCUUGUCACUGUUGAACGCCUUGUUCAUGCUGGAUAUGCUAUCGCUGGCGUCUCAGCAUUGACCUGGGCAGCAAGCAAGUACAUCAUCGAGCCAAUGCUACAGACCUUGACCGAAGCCCGACAUGACUUUGCAAGCACAACCCUAGACGAUCUUGAGAAAUUCAACGACAAACUCGAAGGCUUGGUCUCUCAUGUCCCCUACAUAGCAACCUCUGCUGUCAAGAAGCUCCAGGAUCGCGAAGACGACGAUGUCGAAUCUCUUGACUCUGACCCAACCGAGCUCUUUCACCGCGACAUUGCAACUCAGACCACUCCAGGUCUCUCUCGCUCAUCCUCUGAAGUCGAAUUAUCUCGCCCCACCCUUGAUUCUACUAUAGCGCAGUCACAGCGACUCUCGGGCCUGGCGUAUGCUAUCCGUAGUCUGGUUGACUCUAUGGAACACUCAAGUAAUAAUGAGAAAUACCUGCAGAAGACCCUUGAGGACUUCCAAGGAAAACUAGAUACUAUGGAGUCGAGCUAUAGUAUGCUUACAAACAACUAUUACAGCACCUACUCGAGCGCAAAUGGCGAUGCAAAGAAGUCGGAUAAGAAAGAGCAGGAAGCAACCAAAUUCAAGCAAGAGAUCAGAGCCCUCAAGGGUGCCUUUUUGAGCUCGAGGAAUUUCCCGACGGCGCCAAGGACGAAUGCGACGGUGACUGCAGGUGGACAUGGAUCGAGGUGA
Messenger RNA from Lithohypha guttulata, 1161 nucleotides. RefSeq lists its product as uncharacterized. The record is from RefSeq and is a predicted model, not a curated record. The coding region runs from base 1 to 1161 and encodes 386 amino acids. Gene Ontology annotation, biological process: protein import into peroxisome matrix, docking. NCBI's taxonomy places the organism in Eukaryota, Fungi, Ascomycota, Eurotiomycetes, Chaetothyriales, Trichomeriaceae. Gene Ontology annotation, cellular component: peroxisomal importomer complex; peroxisomal membrane. The transcript has a single exon. Gene Ontology annotation, molecular function: signaling receptor binding.